Messenger RNA from Rana temporaria (common frog), 399 nucleotides. RefSeq names its product octapeptide-repeat protein T2-like. NCBI's taxonomy places the organism in Eukaryota, Metazoa, Chordata, Amphibia, Anura, Ranidae. The record is from RefSeq and is a predicted model, not a curated record. The transcript has a single exon. The coding region runs from base 1 to 399 and encodes 132 amino acids.
AUGGUCUGUAUUGCUGGUAUCUUAGAAUAUCUAAGAAUAGACCAGAGGGGAGAAGAGAAGAUGAGAAUAGACCAGAGGGGAGAAGAGAAGAUGAGAAUAGGAGACCAGAGGGCAGAAGAGAAGAUGAGAAUAGAAGACCAGAGAGGAGAAGAGAAGAUGAGAAUAGACCAGAGUGGAGAAGAGAAGAUGAGAAUAGAAGACCAGAGGGGAGAAGAUGAGAUGAGAAUUGACCAGAGGGGAGAAGAGAAGAUGAGAAUAGACCAGAGAGGAAAAGAGAAGAUGAGAAUAGAAGACCAGAGGGGAGAUAAGGGGAUGAGAAUAGAAGACCAGAGGGGAGAAGAGAAGAUGAGAAUAGACCAGAGGGGAGAAGAGAAGAUGAGAAUAGAAGACCAGAGGUGA